UUUUUUCUCUCCCUCCCCCCCUCUCUAUUCCCUCCAUUAUCUUCCCGCCUCUCCGCUCCUUAAAGCCCGCCCCUUUCCCCCCCCUCUCUCAAACCCUAAUCUCUCUCUCUCUCUCUCUCUCGCCAUUAUCUUGACUUCCUUUGAUCUUCGACUUGUUCCGCCAUGAACCGCCGGAUCCGUAGGCCGUCGUCGAAGAACAGUGGUUUUACUUCAGCCGAAGCUUAUCUCCGCUACCUUAAGCCGGGAGCCCUUGCUCGUCUCCGGGACUCCAGAAUCAGCGCGCGGUCCCACCGGACAGACUCGCAUCUCCAGAUUUCGCUCUCCCGUGCGCCCGCCCCUUCCACGGCUCCUCAGAUCGACGGGUCGCCUUGCUUUUCCGUCAGGAUCUACGGUCCCCGCUGCCCUCAGCGGAAGAAGCUGAUUGCCGCUAAGUCUGUUUUCUUCAGUCCCGGGAGUCCGGUGUCCGACUCGCCUGAUUCAAUUGUUGAUGUGUUUAGUAAUGAUAUUCUUGUUGCACAUUGAAUGAGUAGGUUCCGAUCUGUGAAGCGGCUUGGUGUUUUCCUAAUGUAGAUUGGUUUCUAUCUGUAUGCGACGCCAAGUCUCGACUUCCUUUGCUGGAAUCAUGUGAAAAAAUAUGUUAGUUAGGACAGAAUAUGAUAAUAAAUGCUUCCAUUAUGGUUCGUUUAUA
Diospyros lotus (date-plum) is the source of this 688-nucleotide messenger RNA. RefSeq lists its product as uncharacterized. The coding region runs from base 163 to 522 and encodes 119 amino acids. Lineage: Eukaryota; Viridiplantae; Streptophyta; Magnoliopsida; Ericales; Ebenaceae. The record is from RefSeq and is a predicted model, not a curated record. The transcript has a single exon.